Molecule: messenger RNA, 868 nt
Organism: Rhea pennata
Lineage: Eukaryota; Metazoa; Chordata; Aves; Rheiformes; Rheidae
Gene: SLC66A3
Product: solute carrier family 66 member 3
Exons: 7
Coding region: 18-623 (201 amino acids)
Source: RefSeq, a predicted model, not a curated record
GCGCGCAGCGCAGCGAGAUGGCGCCGGCGCUGCUGGACCUGGCCAACUGGAGCACCUGGGCGGUGUGCGCGGUGAUCAAGCUGCCGCAGGUGGCGGCGGUGCUGGCGGCCCGGUCGGCGCGGGGCGUCAGCGUGGGGAGCCUCGUGCUGGAGCUGAUCGGCUUCCUUGUAUUUCUGAAGUACCAGAUUUAUUAUGGCUACCCUCUACAGACUUACCUGGAAUAUCCUAUCAUCAUUGCACAAGAUGUCAUUCUCUUUUUGUUUAUUCUGCACUUCAGUGGAAACAUGAAACAAGCUUUGCUCUACACAGUCACAUUUGUGGGGGGGUGGUACAUGCUGACACUGCAGAAGUGGGUACUAGACCUGGCCAUGAAUUUGUGCACGCUAAUCAGCGCAGCAAGUAAGCUUGCUCAGCUGCAGUGUCUCUGGCAGACAAAAGAUUCUGGACAAGUGAGCGCCUUGACCUGGAGUAUGUCUGCAUAUACCUGUGCAACAAGAAUAAUUACAACUUUAAUGACUACGAAUGAUCUUAUAGUUCUCAUCCGUUUCAUAACCAUGCUCAUUCUCAAUAUCUGGGUCACAGCCACAAUCCUGCACUACAGGAAAACUAAAAAGACUGAUUAGAAGAUAACCCAUCAGUCCACAAUAUAUUUACCAUAAAAAACCUGGAAUAAUUAAGCUUAAACAACAAAACAGGGUGUGAGAAAGUGUUCUCUCUUAAGCUUUUCUAGUAUUUUUCCCUAAACAUGCAUAGUACAUUUUCUGUUAGAAAUAAUUCUAAUAAGAUACUCCAUUUAAACAGCAUUUUUUUAUUGGUCAUUUAAGACAAGUUUCACUGAUACCACAUUUUCUCUGGAAUUUUUUACUAA